This is a messenger RNA of Bipolaris victoriae FI3, 1209 nucleotides long. RefSeq lists its product as hypothetical. The transcript has 2 exons. Gene Ontology annotation, cellular component: cytoplasm. Lineage: Eukaryota; Fungi; Ascomycota; Dothideomycetes; Pleosporales; Pleosporaceae. The coding region runs from base 1 to 1209 and encodes 402 amino acids. The record is from RefSeq and is a predicted model, not a curated record. Gene Ontology annotation, molecular function: argininosuccinate synthase activity; ATP binding. Gene Ontology annotation, biological process: urea cycle; L-arginine biosynthetic process.
AUGGGCCUAAAAGUCAACGGUGUCAACGACGCCCUCCCCAAGGAAACCAAGCCCAUUGAGAGUUUCGAGCAGCUUGCGAGGUUCGAGAGCCGAGAUGCGCCUGUCGUAACUAUGUUCAGCGGCGGCCUGGACAGCACCUAUCUGCUCCUCCGUCUUCAACAGCUCGGCUUUACCAACAUCCAUGCCGUGGCAGUUGAUGUUGGAGCGCCAGUUGAGGAGGAGAGCCUUACCAAGCACGCCGCCCAUUUUGGCGCCAAGUUCAAGCUUCUUGACGGCCGCGAGGCAUUUGUCAAGGAAGGUGUCAUGCCCGCUAUUCGCGCCCAUGCCAUGUAUCUGGGCCUCUUCCCCGUCAGCAGCUCCCUUACCCGCCCUGUCAUCGCGCGCCUCAUCACCGACUACGCCAAAGAGGUCAGUGCUGGUUUGCUGCUCCAUACAGCCAAUCUAUCGCAGAACAGUCUGCCUAGGCUUAACAACUGCAUUCGCCGUCUUGGUUUCCCUGGACAGUUUGGUAGCCCAUACCCGCACUCCGUCGUCUCGCGAGAGAGGAAGGCGGAAGAACUCAGCGUCGCCGGACUGACUAUCAUGUCCGAACGCAAGCUCAGUGGCGAUGAGAAUCUCUGGUGCCGAGAAUUCGAAGAUGGUCCUCUGGGUGACCCAGAAGGCUUCUGCAUUCCAGAAGAUGCUUACCAAUGGACCCGACGCCACGAGGACCACCCACCUCAGAAGCUCACACUUCGGUUCGAGAAUGGAAACCUCGUCUCAGUGGAUGGCAACAAAUUCCCUCUCAUCGAUGCCAUCGCGUUCCUCAACAGAGAAGUCGGAAAGUUUGGUCUUGGCCGAUUUGUCGGACUCGAGCCCCUGUCGACAGACGAUAAGGCUCUGGAGAUUCGUGAAGCGCCGGCCGCUGCGAUCAUCAUGGACGCACUUCGCCAUCUCGAGAUUGCUACGCUCGAGACCAAGACGUUGGAGCUGAAGCAACAGCUGGAGCAGAAAUGGGUUCGGGAAGCAAUCGCCGGCCACUGGGGAGGCAAGUGCCAUACCAUGUGCGAGGUUGCUAUUGAGAGCUCUUUGCAGGGCGUCAGCGGUAGCGUAGUAUAUGAUAUUGAUCAAUCGCGCUUCCUGCCCUGCUCCAUUGUAGCGCAGAACCCCCGUUACAUCCGGGAUCGGGACCACUGGGAGCGCGCACAGCAGUCUCUCUGGCGAAUCUGA